UGCGGAGCCUUCGCUCGCGUCGCCGCCCCGGGCCAUUGACCGUCUGAGGAGGUACUUCUCGCGGAGAUCGCGGGACCGCGGAGCAGAGCUGGCAGGGCCGCGGGGGCCCUGAGAUGCCAAGCGGUGCCCGGUCCGGCGUACCUGCACCACUUGCUACGAGCCGAGGGGUCCGCCUGCUGGGCCUUCGGGAAACGUCUUAGCGACACUUGGCCCGCGGGCCCCGAGGUGCGCCCGGGAGUCGCCAGCGCGCAUCCGGAUCGCAGCCAGGCGGCGGGCGCUGUGCAGGCUGCUUUGCAUUAUGUGCCGCUCCGCCCUGGCUUUUUUUACUGCCGCAUUUGUCUGCCUGCAAAACUGCCGGCCAGGUCCUGCCCCAUUCCUUCGGGCGGCCUGGGUGUUUUUAGUUGUUCUUGGACUGGGCCACAGUGAAGACAAUAGAUGUACAUCUUCGAAUGCAGCAUCCUGCACCAAGUGCCUUGCUCUGGGUCCGGAAUGUGGAUGGUGUGCUCAAGAGGAUUUCAUUUCAGGUGGAUCAAGAAGUGAACGUUGUGAUACUAUUUCCAAUUUAAUAAGCAAAGGCUGCUCGAGUGAGUCGAUAGAAUACCCAUCUGUGCAUGUAAUACCAAAUGAAAAUGAAAUUAAUACCCAGGUGACACCAGGAGAAGUGUUGAUCCAGCUGCGUCCAGAAGCUGAAGCUAAUUUUAUGCUGAAAAUUCAUCCUCUGAAGAAAUACCCUGUGGACCUUUACUACCUGGUUGAUGUCUCCGCAUCAAUGCACAAUAAUAUUGAAAAAUUAAAUUCCGUUGGAAAUGAUUUAUCUAGAAAAAUGUCAUAUUUCUCCCGUGACUUCCGCCUUGGAUUUGGCUCAUAUGUUGAUAAAACAGUCUCACCAUACAUUAGCAUCCACCCAGAAAGGAUUCAUAAUCAAUGCAGUGACUACAAUUUAGACUGUAUGCCUCCCCAUGGAUACAUCCAUGUGCUAUCUUUGACAGAGAACAUUACUGAGUUUGAAAAAGCAGUUCACAGACAAAAGAUCUCUGGAAAUAUAGAUACACCUGAAGGAGGUUUUGAUGCCAUGCUUCAGGCAGCUGUCUGUGAGAGUCAUAUUGGAUGGCGAAAAGAAGCAAAAAGACUGCUGCUGGUGAUGACAGAUCAGACAUCUCAUCUUGCUCUUGAUAGCAAAUUGGCAGGCAUAGUGGUGCCAAACGACGGAAACUGCCAUCUAAAAAACAACAUCUACGUCAGAUCAACAAGCAUGGAACAUCCCUCACUAGGCCAACUUUCUGAGAAGUUAAUAGACAACAACAUUAAUGUCAUCUUUGCAGUUCAAGGAAAACAGUUUCAUUGGUAUAAGGACCUUCUACCCCUCUUGCCUGGUACCAUUGCUGGUGAAAUAGAAUCAAAAGCUGCAAACCUCAAUAAUUUGGUAGUAGAAGCCUAUCAGAAACUCAUUUCAGAAGUGAAAGUUCAGGUGGAAAACCAGGUAAAAGGCGUCUAUUUUAAUAUUACUGCCAUCUGUCCAGAUGGGACCCGAAAAGCAGGCACAGACGGAUGUGGAAAUGUGACAAGCAAUGACGAAGUUCUUUUCAAUGUAACAGUUACAAUGAAAAAAUGUGAUGUCACAGGAGGAAAAAGCUAUGCAAUCAUCAAACCUAUUGGUUUCAAUGAAACCACUAAAAUUCGCAUACACAGAAACUGUAGCUGUCGGUGUGAUGAUAGCAGAGGACCAAAACUAAAGUGUAUAGAUGAAAUUUUUCUAGAUGCCAAAUGUUUCCAAUGUAAUGAGAACAAAUGUCAUUUUGAUGAAGAUCAAUUUCCUUCUGAGAGUUGCAAGUCACAUAAAGAUCAACCUGUUUGCAGUGGCCGAGGAAUUUGUGUUUGUGGGAAAUGUUUAUGUCACAAAAUUAAGCUUGGAAAAGUAUAUGGAAAAUAUUGUGAAAAGGAUGACUUUUCUUGUCCAUAUCACCAUGGAAAUCUGUGUGCUGGGCAUGGAGAGUGUGAAGCAGGCAGAUGCCAGUGCUUCAGUGGCUGGGAAGGGGACCGGUGCCAGUGCCCAGCAGCAGCAUCCCAGCAGUGUGUCAAUCCAAAGGGCCAAGUGUGUAGCGGAAGAGGCACGUGUGUAUGUGGCAGGUGUCAGUGCACUGAUCCCAGGAGCUUUGGCCGUUUCUGUGAACACUGCCCCACAUGCCAGACAGCCUGCAGUGAAAACUGGAAUUGUGUGCAAUGUCUUCACCCUCACAAUCUGUCUCAAGCUAUACUUGAUCGUUGUAAAACUUCAUGUGCUCUCACGGAACAGCAUUACAUGGACCAAACAUCAGAGUGUUUCUCUAGCCCAAGCUAUUUAAGAAUAUUUUUCAUCAUCUUCAUUGUUACAUUCUUGAUUGGGUUGCUUAAAGUCCUUAUCAUUAGACAGGUGAUACUACAAUGGAAUAGUAAUAAAAUUAAGUCCUCGGCAGAUUACAGGGUGUCAGCCUCAAAAAAGGACAAGUUGAUUCUGCAAAGUGUUUGCACAAGAGCAGUAACCUACCGACGUGAGAAACCUGAAGAAAUAAAAAUGGAUAUCAGCAAAUUAAAUGCUCAUGAAACUUUCAGGUGCAACUUCUAAAGAGAUAAAAAGUACUUUAUGGGAAACUGGAUUUUAAAUAAUUGCUCCUAGAAAAUAUACUUUUAGAAGUCACAGGAGGAGACAAACUGUUCUAGAUCAUGCUGGUUGCUGGUUCUCCACUUGAAUGAAAACUGACAAGCAUCCUCAUCAUCGUGUGACUCACAUCGCUGCUGAAUUUUUCAGAGAAAAAUGUGUCUUACUACUGUUUGAGACUAGUGUCAUUGUAGCACUUUACUGUAAUAUAUAACUUAUUUAGAUCAGCAUAGAAUGUAGAUCAUCUGAAGAGCACUGAUUACACUUUACAGGUACUUGCCAUUCCUAUGUUUCCCAGAGAGAGACAAUGCUGUGAGAUAGUAGGCACUGUGUCACUACAAGGGUACAGUAAUCCCUGCACCAAAUAUGUGGAUAAAAAAAGUAACAGGCAGUUAUAAUACUGUUGCCAAACAUUUCUACAAUUGGCAGUGAAUAGACGAGAACGUCUAGAUGAAUAAAUGGUUAGUGUUUUACUCAUUCAAGAGGCAACUAGAUAAAAUCUUAAUCUUGAGGGAUACUGCUUUUGAAACUGUGUAGUAUUAUGCAUGUGUUUAUGUUUUCUGCUUUUUACAAGAUACUAAUCCCAACAUUCUUUCCUCUUUGCCUUUAUGUUUUUUUCUGUCUUACAGGAUAAGUUUAUAUAUGUCACAGAUGACUGGAUUAAAUAAGUGCUAAGUUACUACUGCCAUUAAAACCUAGUAAUACAAUGUCACUUUAUUAGAAUACUGGUUUUAAAAGCUGAAUGUUUAAUAAGGGAUGCUGUAAAGUCACAUCAAAAUCUGAACAGCUUCAUUGUGCGCAGAUGUGGAGUUUUAUAUCUUCUUACCUGAUAAACUGGAUGUUCCACCAUUUCAUUUGUCUGAUCAUCAGGUUGAAGUUCACAAGGUAUUUAGAAGCCCUGCCUCAAGCAAAGUACCACAUUUUUUAGUGCACUCUCAGAAAUUAACUCCAAGUAGAUAUGAUUAGUUUUCAAAUUAAAAGCUAUAGAAAGCUCUAUUAAUUUUGCACUUCAGUGCAGCCUAAGGAAUUAAGGUGUCCCUAAGUCACCUCAACUCUACUCACCAGAAUUUUAAAUGUAUACAAUGGGAGAACAGACAAUAUCUUAGAAGUAAGCUGAUCCAUCCUCUUGGGUAGUCAAGGAACUGAGUGAGGCUCACAAACUUUAAAUGAUUUCUUUAAAAAUGCCCAAGUGAUUAAGUGGCAGCAUUUGAAGAGAACUUCUAUCUUAUUGCCAGGCUAGUGUUCAUUGCACAAUAUCAUGCUACCUCUUGAAUCUUUUAAAAUAUUUGAUUGGCAAGUAUUUUUAAAUACUUUCAGUGACUUUAAAUACUUUCAGUGAUUUACUGAAGUCUUAAGUAUAUAAGCAUGAGAAAAUUUCAAAGCAAAGCAGAAAAGAGUAAUUCAAACUGAAUUCCAUGACUGGCUUUUAGUCUUUCUUGCUAAUCAGUUUCUAAGAGAAUGCAACGUGGCCUAAAUACAAGGAAGUCCAUUCACACCACAGCCUGUGAGUUGUGUAGUGCUCAGCCUGAGAGCUUGAUACAGAGGUCAUGAGCUUUUAUCUUCCCCAGUGGAAACUUCUUCACAAUUACCAUAUCCCUACAGACUUAUUUGGUCUGAUUUCAUUGGCCAGAAGUCCAAAUGUCCUGUGUGUAGUACAGAGCUUUGCCUAUGAGAACAAAGGAAUUUAUUUAAAAUGCUUUCUUAUCAUUAACUUCCCAAACUUGCUGUCUUCCAGCACUUGAAGAAAUGCCAGAUAUUUGCAUUUUAAUGAGACUAACUCCCACCCCCAUAUUUUACCCCAAAGAGGAUUUAAAAACAUAUAAUAAGUGUUCUUGAGAAACACAGCCUUUCCAUUUACUGUCCCAUCCAGCCACACAAUUAUAUUCUAAGUUAAACUGUAUUUCCUUCCCCAAAUGAAAUUGGGGACAUUGACAUAAUUCAGUACUAUGACUCACUUGUGUAAGAUACCUUUUAUCACCAAGGAUAACAUAAAAAUCAUAUUUUGCAGUCUGCCUGUCACACAUGGCAUCCAUUUUAAAAAGAAAAAAUAUGGAUACAUGAUAGCUCCCCAAAAGGCAAAGUGGAAAUAAUCCAUUCAUUAAAAUGCUGACAGUUUUAAAAAUGAACAUUAUAAUAUUCAUAAACUAAUCUCCAUGUGGAAUGAGUUAUCCAAAGGAGCAUAAUAAACUUAAACCCUUAAAAACCAAGGGUUUAUAUUUUUAUGCUCUCACUAGUUUGCACUAAUAUAAUGGACCAAGGCUGUUAUCAUAGGGAAAUACAAACUUCCUGAUAGGUAGUUCAAUGCUUGAUGAUGAUUGUAGUUAUGCUUGUGAUGUCUUGUGCUUCCUUUUUUUACUUAAAGACCUAAUUCUUAAAGGGUUUAGAGCUUAUAUUUUACUUGAAUAAUGGAUAUUUUCCUAUAAAAUGGCUUAUGAGAAGAGAAUUAAUAUUUGACUAGUUAGAAUUAAUUAAAAGGUAAGGGAAAACAGGGUAUGCUUAGAUUAAAUAAUUUAUGUAAAUAGAGCUUAUUUUCAACUAAUAUGACCGUAGGAGCCUUUUGAGAUUCAUGAGAUUAGACAAGUAACGAAAUUUUUAAUAAUUAACAAAGAACUUGAACAACACUUUUGGUACCGUAGCAUUUUUGUUCCCUAAAGUAUGUAACGAUUUAGAAAUGUGCCAUAUAUACACUACAAUAUAACUGUAUGCAUUUUGUUUCUCUGGGGACAUCUUUACACCACAGUGUACACGGAUUUAUAAACAUUUGAAAUCUUUUUUGAAACUUAUUAAUAUGUAUGAAGUCAUAGACAUUCUUUGAAAGAGUAAAAAAUUCAUCAAAAAUCUGAUUAUGUACGGAAUGUUCAAUACAGCUUUGGUUUAUAAAGAUAAAAAGAAAAUCUAAGGUUAACAGAAUAGAUUUCUUUGGAGGCAGAUUGGUUUUCAAAACUCAAAAUUAGUGGAUGCAAAAGAUGCAAAACUUCACAAAAGAAUAAAUUUCAAAUUUUAAAAAACAUAUACCUAAUUCCACUAACGAUAUUCUUGGGUAUGACAAUAGGUAUCCAUGAGACACUGUAACAUGAUUGUGAUGAACUAUGAAAAUUUUUCUCCAUAGAAUUAUAUUCCUUCUGGUACCUGGUAUUGUAAGUUAGACUCAAUGACUUUUCUUUCCUUUCCUUACUCCUAGUUGUCCUAUUCACUUUUCCUAAGAUAUUGCCUAAAACUCCAAGCUCAAUAAAUCUAAUUGUGUAAAAUAACUGAAUUUAAUGAUAUAAUGAAGUUCUCCAUUUCCAAACAUCUCUUAAUGAUUUCAAAAUUCAUUAUGCACCUGAGCCAAGACACAGCCUUUAAAACUAAAAAUUUAAAAUUUUCACAACUGUUUGAGCUUCUUUCAGGUCUAAAGGAUUUGACAUCUGUAUCUUUUAAUAAAAGUAUCAAGUGAAAUAUAACUAGUUGAGAGUUCAAUCAUGGGCACAUUGUAUCUGUUUUAUAUACUCUUAACAUUUAAUUUACAACUACCCUUAUAUUGACCUUAAGAACUCCAAUUCAUGCAAUGCAAACGAAGAUAUAUUUUCAGAGAAAUACAGAACUAGAAUUUUUUCAGAUCAUUUCUUUUUUCUUUUAUAAUUACUCUAUGACAAUUUUUAUGGGUAACUGAUUAUACAUAUUUAUUUCAUUGAUUCUAAGAUUUCUACCUUUUCAAUUUGCAUCUCUAAAACGGUGAUUAUAUCUUGUAAUCAAUCAUUGGCAUCUUAGAUGCAGUGUUUAAAGUUGUUCUUGAAUAAAUAUUACACUAAUUCAUCUUUAAAUGUUCAUGGGGAUAGGGGCAUUCCUUUUCUUAUAAAUAUUUGAGAACCCAUUUAUGGUAUUUUGUGAAGCCAAUUUUCAGUACAACUCAUAAUGGAGCCACUCUGAUUAUGAGCUCAGAUCCUGCAGACCUUUAGGUUGUAAAAGACCCUUCAUCUUCCUAUUUAUACUUUAUGCUACUAGCUACAAUUACAGCAUACCUAACUUAACAAGAAUGGGUUGCUUUCUUCCAAUUUUUCUAACAAAUUUUUAAUCUCUCUAAUCCUUUCUAAAUGAUACUUUCAUAUGAUCAUCUCAGUUUUAAACAGAAUUAACUGGAAAAUAUAUGAAACCAUUGUAAUUAGAUUUUGUAGCAUCUUGUAUGUCUUAUGUCAAUGACAAAAGAAAAAUAUGAUACAACCAAUCAGUACUAUAGGAAAAAAAAAUCCCCUCACAUCCUUCUACUAUUGUAUUCUUUUUUCUCAUUUCUGUUCUUUGGUUUGAUUUUUUCUUUGGCUCUGAUAAAUUUACCUUCAAGCCCAUGUAAUAACUGUCAUGAAACUGCAUAUUUAAGUUAUUUAAAUUGUACAAAACAAUUGUUCAGCUAUCUGGGCAGCUGCUUAUGAAACACCUGAGAGUAAUAACACUACUCUUUUGUCUACCUGCAUACUUUCCUGCAUAAAAUUUAUCUUCAUAAGCUAACUCUAUAGUCAUAUUGCCAACCUCUAUGGCCUACUUCGGUUAAAAUUAUUUAACCCAACGAUAAAAAAAAAAAAAAAAAAAAAAAAAA
Messenger RNA from Hyaena hyaena (striped hyena), 7205 nucleotides. RefSeq names its product integrin subunit beta 8 (gene ITGB8). Gene Ontology annotation, cellular component: integrin complex; cell surface; focal adhesion. The record is from RefSeq and is a predicted model, not a curated record. Bases 299 to 2602 code for a protein of 767 amino acids. Gene Ontology annotation, molecular function: integrin binding. Gene Ontology annotation, biological process: cell migration; cell adhesion mediated by integrin; integrin-mediated signaling pathway. The transcript is spliced from 14 exons. NCBI's taxonomy places the organism in Eukaryota, Metazoa, Chordata, Mammalia, Carnivora, Hyaenidae.